UUACAUCAGCAUAAACAAGAAGACACUCAGGCCUUACGUCUGAUUAAAAAUAUGUAGAUAACACUUCUACACAAUCAGGAAUACUUUCUCCAAAAGCUGUCAGCCUUUGUAGAAAGAAAUGCUUAUUUCCCUUGAAAAGUGACAUUUUACAAGCAAUUCCAGCUCUUAACGAGGAGAAGAAAGUUUGGGGAAAAUCCCAGCUGUAGAGAUAGUGGUCUUGAUUUUGAGUGUGGCUUAAAUGGGGUGAGCUAGUAAUUUGGUACCCCAAAUUCAGCAGUGAACUUGGAGUCACCCUGGCCAUUGCCUGUGCUGGCACUGCUCCCUGCACCAUGAUCAGCUGUGGCACAGUGGUGUGCCUGGUGUGGGGAUGGGGAUAGCAUGCAGCAACAAGGAGGAUCAGGAGAAGAGAGGAACAGAGCAGGGCUACCAGGCCUGCAGGAGCCUCCAUGUCUGCAGCAUCAGCACCGUGAAGGGAGAGGUUUCUUCUCUCAACCUGUGCUGAGAGUACAAAGAGCCAGAUCUCUAAUGGAUGGAUCCCAGGGAAGGCUGGGAGAAUGGGACAGGUCCACAUCCACCACCUGGUCUUCAGCAUCAUCUUCUGCCCCUGAGGCAGGGCAGGAGCUGUGCCAUUGCACAAGGACCCCUCAGUCUGGGAUUGCUGAGUCUGGCCAGCAGCCAUCCAGCCAGCACAGGGGCAGGAGAGCAGCAUCAGUGCCAGUCGGCUGAGUCCCUGCAUGCCCCCGCGCAUGACAUUUGAGCAGCUCCAUGUCCCAGCCAGGAGCCCAGCUCGGUCUAUUCAUAGCCCCAGCACCUCGCCGUGCACCAGCAGCCCUGCUGCUAUGUGCGAUUUGUUUCCCUCCCUUUUGAGCCCUGUCUCGCCCACGCAGCCUCACAGACACCUGCCGCUGCCGGCGUCAGAAAGGAUUUGAGAAAGCGAGUUCAACCUGUCGUAUGCGAUCCUGAUCCUGCAAACAUUUAAGCUGAAACAUUCCUGAUGAAGGUCCUGUAUUCCAAGGAGACUUAAAAAAAAGAGACUUUUGAGAUCAACCAUGGAUCGUAAGACUGAGGAGAAGAGAAAGCAGCACCAUAGCUUGACUUUGUUGGAACAAGUAAAGAGAAUGAAGGAAUCAACAGAGAUAGUUGAUGUGGUGCUAGUUGCAGAAGGUGAGAAAUUCCCCUGCCAUAAGGUGGUCCUGGCUGCCUUCAGUCCUUAUUUCAAAGCCAUGUUUACCUGUGGCUUGGCUGAGUGCACCCAAAGAGAAGUGGUGCUGUAUGACAUCUCUGCAGAGAGCGUGUCCGUGAUACUCCACUACAUGUACAGCGCGGAUUUGCACCUCACUAACCAGAACGUGCAGACUGUUGCCCUGGCUGCGUAUUUCAUGCAGAUGGAAGAGGUUUGCAAUGUGUGUCAGAAGUACAUGAUGGACCACAUGGACGCUUCCAACUGUGUGGGCAUCUACUACUUCGCAAAUCACAUUGGGGCAGAAGAUUUAUGUGAUCAGGCGAAGAAAUACCUGUAUCAGCACUUUGCUGAGGUGAGCUUACAGGAAGAAAUAUUAGAGAUUGAAGUCCAGCAGCUGUUGUCUCUCAUAAAAUCAGAUGACCUGAAUGUUUCCAGGGAGGAGAGCAUUCUGGACCUUGUCAUUAGAUGGGUAAACCACAGCAGAAAGUCACGGGUAGAGUACCUUAUUGAACUCCUGAAACAAGUGAGACUGGUGCUUGUCAGCCCAUCCUUUCUCGUGGAAGCCCGCAAAAGGAACACCAUGAUCCUGUGCAAUUCAGAAUGCAAUGAUAUGUUUGAGGAAGCGCUGAAAACCAUCAAGCUAGUCAGCCAACCUUCUCUCAGCCUGCGAUAUGGCAUGGAGACAACUGAUCUCUUACUCUGCAUCGGCAACAAUUCCCUUGGCAUUAGGUCAAGGCAUGGGAGCUACGCAGAUGCCAGUUUUUGUUAUGCUCCUGCAACAAAAAAGACUUAUUUCAUUUCCUCUCCAAAGUACGGAGAGGGUUUAGGAAGUGUUUGCACUGGUGUUGUCACUGAGAAUAAUGAUAUUAUUGUGGCAGGAGAGGCCAGCGCCGCCAAAAUGUCUAGACAAAAAAACAGGAACAUCGAAAUUUAUAGAUACCACCAGCGAGGAAACCAGUUUUGGCACAGCCUGUGCAGCUCUCAGCUCCGUGAACUCUAUGCAUUGGGUACUGUCCAUAACGAUCUCUAUGUAAUUGGAGGGCAAAUGAAAAUGAAAAAUCAAUACCAGGUCACCAACUGUGUGGAGAAAUAUUCCAUGGAGAAAGGUACCUGGAGAAGCACAGCACCUCUGCCGGUACCAUUAGCCUGCCAUGUGGUGGUGACAAUGAAGAAUAAGCUGUACGUGCUGGGUGGCUGGACACCACAGAUGGAUCUGCCUGACGAUGAGCCGGAUCGAUUAAGUAACAGAACGUUUCAGUACGACCCAGGCCAAGACAAAUGGACAGAGCGCGCACCAAUGAAGUACUCCAAAUACCGCUUCAGCGCUGCCGUGGUCAACAGUGAGAUUUAUGUCCUGGGAGGAAUUGGAUGCCUUGGUCGUGACAGGGGGCAGACACGGAACUGCCUUGAUGCAGUGGAGAUUUAUAACCCUGAUGGAGACUUCUGGAGGGAUGGACCUCCUAUGCCUUCUCCCCUCCUCUCCUUACGAACAAACUCUAGCUGUGCAGGCUCAGUGGAAGGGAAGCUGUACCUCUGUGGAGGAUUUCAUGGAGCAGCUCGUCACGAAGUCAUCACCAAGGAGAUCCUCGAGCUCGACACAUGGGAGAACCAGUGGAACGUGGUGGCCAUCAAUGUCCUCAUGCACGACAGCUACGAUGUCUGCCUCGUUGCGAGGCUGAACCCACGGGAUCUUAUCCCUCCUCCCCCCGACUUAGUGGACCAAUAGAAGUUCAGUGACUCUCUGCUUCCAGAUUCUGCAGAAAUUGAAGAAUUUGGAGAGACGAAUCGUGUUGGCUCUGGAUGACAGCUGAGCCCCAUGGAGAGAAGCCCGCAACACAUGCUUAAGGACAGAGAUGCCUUUGAACUGCGCUUCUUGAACAAUGCUUAAUUUGCUAGUACUGGUACUUACUGGUAUUUUUGUGAUUGAAAGCUGAGGUUGCCAUCCUCUGUGUGUCACUUGGGCACACUGUCUCUUGGUCUUCCAUUUGGCUGUGCAAGCUGCAGUGUUUGGUGCAGCCUGGGCUUCUGGGACCUCUGCCUUGCCAGCAAGGGGGCAGCCCAGGGCUCACAUCAUAGCAGAGCACCCCAUAGGAAGGAGAGCUCUAGCCAGGGAAAACCCUCUUUUGUUGUUCAACCCACUGAGUUCUUCUGAGCUACCGAGGGGACUAAGAAAUAUCUGAAGUCAGAUGGAAAAAAAAAACAAAAAACAAAAAACAACAGUUCAGCUGUACCUCAGUAACAGGCUAUUUGACUGAUGUAGGAGUGGAGGGAAGACAGAAAAGGGCAUUUGGUUGUUUAAACAAGUAAAAGCAUUAGUCAAGGUUUGUAAGCCAAGUACAUCAGCUACUGCAAACAUUAUCUAAACCGCAGCCAGGACAGUCAAGUCAUCCUUUCUUUGUCAACAGAGCUGAGUCUGUGCUGGCAGAAAACUGGUCUUCUGGCAACAAGUCACAAAUGAGUCUUUCAAAAGAGAUGGCCAACUUUUGUACCAAAGAAGAAGAAUCCUAAAUUUCUGCAUAGAUUCUACCUGUCAUGAGGCAGGACCACCUGGUCUUGUGUGACCAGGAUCUUAAAGCUAGAAACCCCUAGCUUUAGCAAGUGCUAAAAGAGUGAACAAUAAAAUUGCACAAGAACGAUCACUGUCAGCAAGAAGGUGCUUUUAAGGUUGUAAAAGCAGUGACAAAACUGGAAGGAAAUAAUUGGCAAAGAAAUGAAGGAAUCCAUCAGGUAGCUCAUCUGUAGUUACUAGCGUGUUUUGCAAUUCAGAGCAACUCCAUUUUCUUUUUCAAUCAUUUAUUAGGCUGAAACAAAACACUUUUGGUGUUUUUUUUUUUUUUUUUUUUUUUUUUGGGGGGGGGGGGGGGUUGGUUUUUUGCUUGUAAUUCAUAUGGCAGAGAGGGAUGGAGAGGACAGCUCCAAAGCACUUCCUUAGUUCUGACUUUUCUAUUCCUGACCUGUUCUCUAGGAUAUCCAGUGGGAAUAUUAAACUGCUGUAUAAAAACAAUUAGCAGGAAGGUCACUAAAGUUUACCUGAUAACUGCAGUCCCUUGCUGAGGAUUGCCCACACAAUAAGGGAGGUAGUGAGGGGGGGGACUAAGGAAAACAUGCAGAAAAGGAGUGAUCUGUGAUCUGAAAAACUGAUCUCUUCUCCCCAUACAUGUAUUUUACAGGCAGAAUGAGUGUCACAGCCUAAAUGCAUACUCUUCUGUUCAUAUCAGUUCUGUAUUGUGCAGGGUUUUGGUUUUUUCUUCCUUUGAUAUGUGGGUUGUCAUCUGUCUAUUGGAGAGUUGUGACAAGCAAGAGCUGAGUGGUGCUCAUCAGUGACCAGUUCUUAAUCUUAACCUCUCUGGUCACAAAACACUGUUGUAGGUGUAAGACUAAGGAGGUGACAAAUUUUUGCUUUAAUACGUUUUUAAGCAAAACCAGUAGAUUGUUUUCCAAUUAACUGUGCAACAUCAAAAACUCUUUAACUUUUAGUUGUUACUGCGAACUAAAGGUAAUCCUGUAAUUUCUCUGCAGAGCUCUCAAGUCAGCAGGAAGCAAUGCUCUUGAGAGGCCGCUCUCAGCUCAGCCAAACUGCUGUUUCCUUCUGAUUACUUCAAAUUCUGCAAUGCAUCUACUGAUUUUUCUAUCACCGUUUUUGUUUUAAGGGAGAAUGUUUUAAGGGGUGGGUGUGUUUUUUUUUUUUUUUGUCUUUGGUCUCUGCUCUGUGUCUAUGCCUGAUGAUUCAAAUCCUCCAUGGUUUAAAGCCUGAAUUAAUCUGCUGGAUUUCACACUCUGGGUAGUUCAAGUGAGGAAGGAGGCUUUUGCAGACUUUCAUUUGAUGUAUUUGAAUGUAUAUGUGGAAUACAGCUGAGACUCUGUUAAACCAUUAUUCCAGUAGUGAGCUGGCCGUUUCCCUCAUGCUUGGUAUGCUUUGUUUUUAGGGACAAUCAGUGAGCAGAGUGAAAAGCAUAUUCCUCGAAGUCAUCUCUCUUGAUCACCAAGGAAAGUAAUUGCAUAUGUUUAUAUGCGGGCAUUGCAAUCAGAUAUCUUGAGCCAUAGUGGACAAUUAAUAGAUUUUUCUUCACGUGCCACUGGAAAGCUACCUGCUCUUGCUUGUAUGGAGCAUUGUUUUGCUUGUGUCCAUGUGGCCUGGCUCUUAACAGGAACUCUGGUGUGUCCCUCUGUUUCUGUCCAUGUCCAGCAGACAGCAAGGCAUUGUUUUCUUCUGGAUUAAAUAUCUAGAAUGUGGGCAAAGGCAGACUAAUUUAGGUUCCAACUUUAAACUUUUGUGAGGGCCCCAUUUAGUUCAUUGUUUUUCCCUGGGGUGACUACAAUUUCUAUGCUAAUACUUGGAAAUGAAAGCUUGAGGAAAGGAAGGAAGAAGUAGAAAGCAUGCUUAUUGAGAGGUACAGAUCUGAGCCAAAAUCCUUCCAAGAGUAUGUGAAUGUGUCAGCAUGUCUGAUAUGUUCAUGGGUAAUCUCACAUAGCUGGGAAAGUCCUUAAGAGUUUUAAUUUCUUCUAUUACAAAUCCUGAUGCAAGCAAAUUACAGAAUAUGCAUUCUCCAAGCUUGUGAGCUUUACUGAAAUAAUAGUUUACUUCAGCCGCUUUCUGGCUGAGCCGUAGUUAGCUGAGUGUUUAAUCAAGGCUGCCUUGACAUCGUCCAUAAUUCUAAAAUGUGAACAAAGCAGUGCUGACAAGCUAUGGACUAUUUAAAUGAAUGGGGGGAUUAUUAAGCAAAGGCAUGCACUUCAGUUUCACUUGAAGCACUGAAGUACAUCAAGAGUUGCCAAAUAUGAAGAAAAAUGCUGGAGAGGUAACUGGUCAUGUGGCCCACAGGGAAUAAAAAAAUAAUGAAAUGCUCUGAAAAGCUAAUUGAGGCUCUUCGUUUUAUCCCCAGUUAGUGUUCUAUUCUGAAAUUGUCCAUGCAUAACUGAUUUCACAAGGAUCCCUGUGGAUGUCUAAUCUGUUUUCAUCCAUGUGGUCACAGGAACUGCUCGUGUGUGCAAACCAUCAGGCACUUGACUACCCAUUCUACUAGGGUGGCUUGUGGCUCAGUCUCUGCUCAUUCCAGGCAAACACACAAUUUCCAUGUGUGCAAUACUGAAAUGCAGGGGGCAGGUGCUGGAUUGUGUUCCAGCUGUAUUCUGCCAUUCAGGAUGCCUUGACUUGCCAGCAGGAAAUCUCCUUGGUGUAUAUAAAGCUGUCGGAUGGCUCCCCCACCAGCACUCCCGGGUAUGUUCCAGGCAAGAGGCUGAGGUAGCAUCAAAACUGAGACACCAGUAACAAAACUUAGAGCUUCCCAGAAUGUUACAAUACACAGAGGAGCCUAGUGGUGCAGAAUGAUGCUCACAUCUCUUCCUAGAGCAAGUUUAAUAUGUAAAAGGAUUGCACCCUAGAUGUUAAUCAUAGUUUUCCUCUACUCAAAGGGUGUGUUGAUACCCUUGAUCACCUGAAAAGCAACAAAAACAAAUGCUAGUGUGUGUAUAUAUAUCAUUUUAAAAUAUAUUUAUGAAGAUCUGAUUGUUUCUCUGCUGAUCUGGAAAAUGACAUUAUUUUAAUAUGGAUUUCCCUAGUGAAUGCUGUCUUAGCUACAGGGACGGUCUCACAGGCUGUUCUCCUAAUGGCUUAUGUAGUACCUUUAAAAAUUUGUUUCAUGAAUCAUAACUCUUUGAAUCACCAGGUCAGAAUUUCAGCUGCUCUAUUGCACAUUUCUGUGGCUCUUCCUACAGCUUUUCAAGUGGACUCUAGCUGUAGCUUCAAAGCAAAGCUAUUUCACCCCCAUUUGUGCUCAGCUGGAACUAGUACAUUUGCAAUUUACAAUAAUUUGACAUGUUGAGGUUGAAAGCAAAGGAAAUAUUGGAAAAUGGAGAAAAUAUACACAGGACUUACACAGAGAACGCUUUCCUUCUUUUUCCCUGUGUUUACUGCCCUGCCUGGGUGUCUGAUGGAAUGAUUUAAUAACAACCCAUGAUUGCAGCCAUGGCAAAGGCCACGCUGGGACUACAUUUGUGCUGCUGGAGCAGAGAACCAGCACGGAGCAGGGAUGUGGCUCCUGGCAGACUUGCCUGCCUCGCUAGGAGAAAUUACCUUCAAAAAAAAAAAAUAAUGCAUUUAAGUGUUCCAGGAUGUAUGGUUGUAUGUGUUUUAUAUACAUAUGUAUAACAUUAUUUUUAGAAGUUCUUUACUGACAGCAGUAGGAUCCCUUUUUAACACAUACCUGGCAACUCUGUCUUCUGCAUAUCUCAUCAAGUAUUUCAAAUAAAGUGCUGUUCUUUAAAUAUAUGGAACUCUUCCAGCCUUCAAUUCAAAACUAAGCUUAAGUUCCUUGCUGAGUUAAGGGACAACUGGGGAAAUCUUUUUGACCUGGCCUAUGCCUCCUUCCUUCUCCAAGUCUUUUGCUGGCUGUAGCUCUCCCCUCAGCAGCUCAGAGUCCUCUUCAAGUUUGCACAGGUUUGUUCUGUUUCUUUUUCCCUACUCCUGCCUCAGCCCACUUGCCUAAUCAGCCUGUUCACUCCUUCGUCUCCCCAGAAGAUGGGAACAGCUAUUCAAGGUGUUCACCAGGCUCCAGACUGCUCAGGUGCCUGAUGCUCCAGAAAAGAAUCAGCUUUGAAGGACAGAGGACAGCCAUACCAGCUUCCUGGAUUUGAGGACAUGUCUCUGAGCAGGUUCAGGUCCCAGACCAAAUUCUACUUUUUCUGCUGUGUCACUGGCCUUUUGGCCAUGAGCUGGGAGGGAAGGCAAGUGACCCGUGCUCUUCUUACUCUUGCCACUGUCUCGCUGCAUGAUGCUGUUAAGUUUGAUGCUAAAUGCCUUGCAUACUGUGCGUGCCAUAGCUGUAAUGAUUGCAGGCAGAAGCCAUUAUCAUUAUCUCUGACUCUUGAACACUAGUUGCUGCAAAAGCUGUCUGAAACACAGAGGGAGGCAUCUUCAUUAUUGCAUUAUAGAUCACGUCUUCAAGCUAGAUUUUGUCCUGAAGUUUCAGUCAGGCCAGGUUUCCCUAGAGAACCUAGUCUCUAGUUUAUCAUAUUGAGUAUUGUUUUGCUUUGUUAUUUUUCUUCGUUUUAUCCUUUUCUAAUCAUUCUUUACAAGAAUGUAAGUGCCUUCACCAGCUUUUCUAUGAAAUGCAUUAGCCAAACCAGCCUCCUGAGGCCACUGGCUUUUCAUCACCAGGGUCGAAGUACAGUCACUGAAAUGACAGUCAGCUGCACUACUUUAUUUUCUCAUUCAGCAACUUCAUAGUAGAGGAAAUGUAUUUCAUCCAUACAUACGGUAAUGUGAGAGGAAACCACUUCCCACAUACACAAAUCCCUGACUCAUUCUUUUCAGACGUGGCUGAAACAACUGCAAAAUCCUAACAUAAAAAGCUAUGAUACCCAUUCAGUAGGCUCUCAAGCUUUUCAGCAUCAGGAGGAGGAGCACAGGGAGGCGUUGGUUUGUAACUAGAGCACAGAUCUGAAAUCUGAACCUCUGGGCUUUGUUUCUAGUUCAGUCAUCAGACUUGGGCAUCUGGUCUCUGUGCCUAGGCUCAUCCAUGUAAAAAUACUUAUACCAAUACAUCCCUACUUGUUUUGUGGGGCUGCUUUAUUGUGUUUUUAGAGGGGGUGAUGUCUGUAAUGUUAUGCUGAGAUCCAGAGAUCACAGAAUGUUAUACAGUGGUAGAAUAAUAGUGUUAUUGCACCUUUGCCAUCUCCCUGGUUUUGGUAACACAGUUGUACACACCAAUCAAAGCCUUCCUGGGAAAGGAGAGACUGGGUGUCUGCAGCUAAUGGUAUUUUGUUCAUCCCUUCCCUGGAAAACAAAGAGGGAUGUUAAACAGUGUAAUACAUUUAGUAGAAGAAAUCUAAGGCUGAGUGCAUGUGCCUUCACAGCCAGUCACACUUCUAUAUAGGCAGAACUAAUCUCAUAAAAUUAAGAGGUCACUAAUUGAGGCUGAAUUCGAACAGUAGUAAUUAGAAGAAUGAGUGAACUGUAUGUUUCUUAAAGCAGACCUGAUUUAAUAAAUUAUGCAGUUUAGAUGGACACAAUUGCUAUCAAGCAGAAAAAAAAGGUGGUUUACAGAAGUGUAUCAGAUUUACUGGGUAACUGAGACCUGAAUUACCUGAAUUGAUAUGAAGGCAGCUGCCUUUAGUCCCUGGGGGUUUCCAUAACAAAUCUGUAAUGCAUUUAACUGGCCACUAAAAGGUACUGUUGAAUGUAAGAAAUUGCCUACAGAAUAUGCAUAAGAGGGUUUUAGGAUCUUGUUAAUGUGUAAACAAUGUGACAUCUACUUGCUGACUUACAGAAUUUUUACUGGGGAUUAUGCAGCCCACCAGUGUGCACAAGUAAAAAAUCUUAGCUGAAUUGACAGGUAAUUUAUAAUACAUGAGACCUGAGAUUCUAAAAAUCUUUCACGUUAAGACAAGUUUUGCAGGGUAUGGAACAUUUGUUACAAACAUUGUUAGUAACAAACAGGGAGAUUCACUGGCAUUUCCCUGAAGUUAAAAAGCCUCAGCAAAGCAAAUAAAUAAAUGUGGUUAUUUUGUUGGA
This is a messenger RNA of Anas platyrhynchos (mallard), 9695 nucleotides long. RefSeq names its product kelch repeat and BTB domain containing 12 (gene KBTBD12). The record is from RefSeq and is a predicted model, not a curated record. Gene Ontology annotation, molecular function: protein binding. NCBI's taxonomy places the organism in Eukaryota, Metazoa, Chordata, Aves, Anseriformes, Anatidae.